Molecule: messenger RNA, 1351 nt
Organism: Patiria miniata (bat star)
Lineage: Eukaryota; Metazoa; Echinodermata; Asteroidea; Valvatida; Asterinidae
Product: G-protein coupled receptor moody-like
Exons: 1
Coding region: 93-1226 (377 amino acids)
Biological process (GO): G protein-coupled receptor signaling pathway
Cellular component (GO): membrane
Molecular function (GO): G protein-coupled receptor activity
Source: RefSeq, a predicted model, not a curated record
GGUCGACGGCACUUUAAUGUACGACUGGUGAAACAAGAACAGGCCUACAGGUCUGUACGUAAAACGCUUCAUUCAUAUCAAGCGCCGAAAUCAUGCCUGAAUUUGAUUUGAAUUUGACCAUGGUUCAAAAUCUCACCAUGGCCUCCACCAUUGAAGCACCUUCUGAACUCCACUCAUACGGCGUCUUGGUGUUUGUAGCUUGCGUGUGGAUCAUCGUAGCUGUAUUGGGUAUUACGGGUAACACUAUGGUGAUCCUAGCGGCGAUUCUUAGCAAGCAUGUCCGGACGACGACUAAUGUUCUAGUUGUCAACUUGAGUGUUGCUGAUCUGUGGACUUGCUUGUCCCUGCCUUGGUCAAGCGUGGCUUUGCUGAGUAAUGGUACCUGGCCUCUUACUAGCAGGAUCCCGUGCCAAAUAGCGGCGUUCAUGUGGCACACCGGUCUGGGAGCCAGCCUGUACAACUUGGCUUUCAUUGCGUUGAAUCGUCUUGUCAAGAUAACUUGCCCAUUGGCCACCUAUAAUUGCAUCUUCUCACCUCGCAAGAUGGUCUUCAUUGUAGCUCUCCCAUGGCUCAUCCCAAUCUUCGUUGUCACCUUUCCACUUACUAUCGGUGUAGGUCGCUUAGGUCUUGAUCUCAGAGACGAUACCUGCACAGAUGAUGACUUGCAUCCUCGCGCUGAUGACUACAACCUGGCCCAAACCAUCGGAUUCUACCCCAUCCCUAUGACCACUGUCAUCGUUAGCUAUGUCAUCAUCUAUGUCCAUGUCAGGCGACACUUUACAAAACAACUCUCUCAGACUAAGAGCAAAGACACAGCUUCAGAUGCCGUAGACCCCAGUGAUGGUAUGGCAUCCAUGUCAAUGAGUACUUCAGCUGAGGUUAUUGAGGAGCGCGACGAACAUCAAGGUGAGGAAAGAAUGCGCAGAAUCAGCCAUCAGCAGCUCAAGAUAACUAAGAAUCUCUUCGGGGUCUUCUGCGCGUUCACGCUCUGCAUCUCGCCGUACUUCAUCUCGCUGUUCUUUGCUAACAGUGACGUGUUUGCUCUCUUCGGCGCUACCAUCUUGGUCUUCAACAGUUGUGUUAAUCCUAUCAUCUACGGAGCGAAACACCCGCAGUUCAAGAAGGUACUCCGGCCGAUGCUGCUGUGUAGGUGGAAGAAAAUACCACAGCCGUCUAAGACGCUGAAAGCGAUCCUCUCAAUGCGCCAGAGAGAAAACAAAUCUUGAACACAUUUUGCUUGCUUGGUUAACACCACGCAUGGGACAGUAAUUUUGACGCGGCUAAGUAGACGUAGUUGCAUGCUAAGCAGCUCUGUGUACCAAGGAGCUUGGCUUGUGAUAUAUAGCUGUUA